Prorocentrum cordatum is the source of this 747-nucleotide messenger RNA. Lineage: Eukaryota; Dinophyceae; Prorocentrales; Prorocentraceae. The record is from the annotation of a GenBank genome assembly.
GCCGCCACGAAGAUGCGCAUCCACGGGGGCGACCACCGCGCCGAGGACCCCGACGGGAGGCCCUCCGACGACCCGCUCGCGCUGGCGGAGGACAAGGAGCACGUGUCGAGGCUCGACAGGUGCUGCCUGUCGAUGGGCAGGAGGAAGAAGAUCUGCGGCGAGAUGGCCAAGGUCGCCUCCCUGAAGUACAAGCUCGAAGAGGCGCGGCAGCUCUUCCGCACGGUCAAGCCUGUGCAGCUCGACCUGCUCGGCGUCUCCGGCGCCGCGCGCAUGAUCGACCCGGAGAGGCAGAAGGAGGCGAUCCAUAUGUUGACGCAGGAGGGCGACACUGCCAAGCCGAUGCAGAUGCAACCCAUCAACGACGUGUUCCUGUCGCUCGUUGAGGCCAAGCUCUGGGCGCGCAUCCAGGGGGGCGAGUUCAUCGGCGGCGAGGGCGAGGAGCUCCUCACGUGCGUGGCGGCGGCGCGGCCCCUGUCCCCGUACUACCUGACGGACCUCGACCACCUCCGGAGGGGCGGCCAGGCGGUGACGUGCCACACCUGCGGCGGCGACCAGCACCCUGCCGCCCAGGGUCGGUGCGACCCUUGCGGCCGCGCUGCCCCCUGGGGCGCCCAGAGCGAGCGCGCCCUCGAAGCAGAGCUGGGUGCCAGCACAGAGCCUGGCCACAUGCGCGUUGAUGACGAGCACGGCCGCGUGCCAGACGGUGCUUCAACGCCAGACGCCAUGCCCCUGCGCAGGAAGAGCUAG